Zootermopsis nevadensis is the source of this 4088-nucleotide messenger RNA. Its product is annotated as transmembrane protein 179B. Lineage: Eukaryota; Metazoa; Arthropoda; Insecta; Blattodea; Termopsidae. The record is from RefSeq and is a predicted model, not a curated record.
CAUAUCAUAAUACAAAUACAGAACUUAUUUCACAUAUAGAUAGCGAUACAUGAAUGCUACUGAUACGCCCGGUUUUAAUGCUGUAAAAUUCCAAAGCUAUUUCACAUUCCAAAUACGACAAAACUGGCUGAAAUAUUAAUACAAAAUCACGAUUUAAAAAAAGAGAAUUCGACUGACAUCAUCUUUUUAAACAAACAUUACACAGUGCAGUCGGCAGAAUGUUUUGUGGAGAUUGGUGAGAACUUAAAAUGUGUUACUUUUGAUCAAAAAUGGUAGUACUUGAACAGUACUUGCAACUGUACGAGAAAGAGUCACAGCUGGUUUCUUAUGCGUGGAAGACAUUUCAUAUAUUUUUUUAUGUUGUCAUUGCUCUAAGUGGAAUUACUGCAAGUUCAGCUUUUAGUCUGGUACUUGUGAGUUUUGGUGGGAACUGUGUCUUGCACAGUAAUGUUACCUUCGUUAGUGGAAAAACUGACAAUUCAACAUCAUACCAAACUAUUGAUUGUGUCAAGACAGAAUGGGGAAGGCAAAGUGACUGCUCAUUUUGUCAGUAUGUGCCUGUUUGUUCAGUAAUAUUUUCAAUCGUAUGGAUAACGUUCUUUUUGAUGUGUGGAAAAGGAGGCAAAACAACUCGAGGAUUGUCUCAACCAUGGAGAAUUGUACUUCCAUCUCUGAUUUUCAACAUCACUUUUCUUGGACUUGCCCUGGCCGCAGCAUGUAAAUUACAAGAUGGCAUCAAUGUCUUUUGCAACUUCUUUCAGGAUGAUAUGGGUGAAACAAACUGUCAUGAUCUUACCAGAUAUCAACUGCUGGAAGGCAAUACAGGUCUGAUGACAUACCAGUACAUGAAGGCUGCCCAGAUAUCAGCAUGGAUAAAUGUGGCUGGCUGGUCAAUGAGUGUAAUAGUAUUGCUAAUGCGUUGCUUCUGUGCACCAGAUUUUCAGCUUAUUGAAAUUUCAAUUCUAGCUCCUACACCAGUACAAGAACAGCAUUUGUCAUGUAGCCAAGACAGUAUUGAACGUGGUUGUGAAGACAUACUUGGUCACAGUAACAUCAGACCUAAAGGAAGUCAAGCUUGAAUCCAUAGAUUUAUGUCAGCUUUCUAUAUGCACUCCAAAACUAAAGUUUCUUUGUCAGUUUUCAAUAUCUGUGUUCCAUUCAUCUAUAACACAACCAAAUGGAACACAAAGAUGACCGUCUACUGGGACAUUGCACCUGAGUCUCAUAGAAACUGACAUUUCAGAGAUGAUUAAUGUCUUCAUCACCAGUGCAGGAACCUCUGAGUUAUCAAGUCAAUUUCUAUCAGACUACAUGGUGCAACACCCCUAAUGACAGCUUAAUACUUCCUGUAAUGAGAACCUGAACUCUCACAAGCAGAAAUACACCUGCGAACAGCAUCAGAUUCACAUGAUCACCAAACUAAACGAGAACUUACAACAAGCUAGAAUAAAAUACAUUGUUCUUCACUGUAGUUUGUAAUAGAAACUCCAUAUUCACAUUUUUCACUGUGUGAUUACAUGUAAAGAGUAUCCCAAAAGUAGUGCCUCAUGUAUUUUGGAAAAAUUAUCUACUGUGAAGUCACAAUGGGUUCAAAGAAAACUUUAAAUUAAUAACAUUUCAAAAUCAUAUAGUUGGACUUGGACUAUAAAUAGAAAAACACAAUUGGAGCCACUGCUUUCAGGGAAACCCUUUUACAUUCAAUUGCAAAUCUGUUUGCAUAACGCACUACUUACAAAGCAAAGUUUCAUGUGAUAACUUAAUUUAACUCUGUUAUAGACAGAUAUAAUACUUGUCCCAUAAAAUGUAUUCAUCACCCAAGUUACCACUUUUCCUGCCUUUUAGUCUCAUUACUUCAUUUUUACAUUCUCAUCUCACUUGACUGUAUAUUCUGAUCAACUUUUAUCAGAACAUUCUUCAGAUUGCUCAUUCUUAGUGAUAUUACACUGCUCAUUAAACAUUACAUUUCUAACAUGCUCAUUUUAAGUAACAUUAAUUAUGCUCAUGUCAUACAUUUCAACAUGUACCCAUUAACCGUCAUCUCACUUGGAUACUAUUGUUGCGUACAAAUAUAAGAAAAUUGUACAUGUAAGCCAUCAAUUCACCUGUGUAACACAGCUGUACUGUGUCCCUUACCUGGCCACCUUAACCACUUCACAAAAUCUGAACAUGGUCACAUGCAAGUGUAGAGAAUUUUUUUUGCACAGGAGAAAUCUAUUCUGCUCAUUUAGGCAUAAUAUUCUUAUUCAAUAACAGAUAAUCCACAUAAGGUGGAACUGUCUUAUGGAGACAAAGAAGAAUCUUAUGUAAUCACUAUGUUCCUUACUCUGCUCAUGUACUGUGAGGACACUCAGUGGAUGUGCCACUAGGGCUAUGAAAUGUGACGACCAACACAAUGAUUGUACAUAAGGAAGGGCUGUCCUGCAUUGCUAGCACACCCACUAAAUAUCCUUACAAGUUCGCUCAUAUACUUAUCAGACUGCUCAUGUAAUCUUGACAUUCUACGUCUGCUCAUUCUUUAAUCGACACAUUUAGUUAUGACAUUAUUUAACAUGCCCACUUUCACUUGUCAUUCUGCAAUUGUAUCAUUAUUUAUUGUACUUAUAUAAGAUUAAUUCAUUUAGUCUUGCCCUUUUUUAAUGUGGCAUUUAUUUUCAUCUUAUACCAUGACAUUUUUAAACUUUCUUUGUUUCUUCUGGGUGACUGUUACACUGUACACAAUACUAAAUACAUCCAAUGGAUUGUUACUGAAUUUCCAAUAUGUACUUUUUAUUUUGUAAAACAUUUUAUGUAUUUAUAUGGUCUUCUUGGUGGUUGUGUAGAAGAUGGAAACAGUAUGUUCACAUGAAAAUUUGUUGGCUUCUUUACCUUUGUUGUUUGCACUGACAGUCCCAACCACAGAGGCAAAGAAGCCAUCUGGUAUAUAAUAUAACCAAAAUACUAGACAGUACAACAAUCCAGUAGACCACCAUUAAAGAAAUAUAUUUUAGUGUACUUUUAUCAUUCAGUUUUAGAAUUACAUGUUUUGACUCUGAAAUUGUGAAAUAUAUAACAAAUUUUAAUAUUAGUUAUAUGAGACAUGAUGAGGAACGCAAAAUAAAGUUAGUCAGACCACUUGGAAGACCUAGGUCUAGAUGAGAUGAUAAUAAUACGAUGGAUCUUACUGUAUUCAUCUGGCUCAGGAUAGGUUCCAACUGUGUGUGUUUAUGAAUGCAAUAAUGAAACUGUGGGUUUUGACAGCUGAGUAAUUCCUGUUUUUCUGUCUCAUGGAGACUCUUGAGUGAUAUAUCAGUGUUUUAGAAAGUAUUACUAAUCUGUUGUCUUGGUAACAUGCCAAGUGAAAAAAUAAUUGUUUACUAUGAACAUAAAUGUGUAUUUUAUCAUCAGUAUUGAGGUUACUUUAUAGUUAUGAAAAUUAUUUUUGCUGGUAUGCACAAUUUUUUAUGUCUAUACUUUUUCUCAGACACUUAAAUUAUUUUUAAAUAAGUAUUAUGUAAUCAAACCGACAAAUAUCUCUUAUUAAAAUAGGCAGUCAAGAGAAAGGGUUUUGCCUUUGCAUUUCGUAUUAAUACAUCAUGUAUUCAUGUCUAGUCUUGACAUAUGUAUUCCAUAGUUUUAUAUUGAGAUAUACAAUGCCUAUUACAUUGUAGAACCUGCUGUAGCAGAUAUAUAACUUCACAACUAUAAUUUUGCCAAGUAUUAUUGUAACCAUUUUAACAUGUAAAAGCAUUACUAUUUAAGAAGUUUCAGAUUUGUCUUUCUCUUAACAAUUCAACUAAUUUUGACAUUCAGUAUGUUACAUGCACGUUGUUAUGUACUGAUUAGUAAGCAAAGUAUGUUAAAUCCCUGUCAAAAAAUAAUUUAUGACAAGUAUCUUGUAACAGUUCAUUCAAAUCAUUUGUUUGCUUCAAAUGAGUAAGUCCACACCUGUAGAAAUGUAUGGUUGUAGACACAUAGUAUAUGUAUACAUAAUUAUGUUUAAAAUGUUAUAGAUGUGCCAAUGAUGUAAACAUUCCCUCCACCAUUGACAAUAUUGCAACUAUAUGUCAUGUAAAAGCAAGCUGCAUAAUAAAAACUAAAACCUGAAUGAA